AUGGGAAAGAAGAAAGGAGCUGCCAAUAAAUUGGCUAAAAUGUCCGAUGAAGAACGAGCACGCUAUUUGCAACAUCGUGCUGAUCUAGAGGAAGAAGCUCGACGACGCAAACAACAAUUGAUUGCUAUAUUUUUGAAGAACAAAUUGAAAAGGGAAGACGCAUUCUCACGAUUAAAUAUGGCAAAAAUCAAUCAGGAGUGGCGUUCCAUUCUGCGGAAUAUUAAGUGUAUUGAGCUGCGAAAUGAAGCGAAAAAUGUGCAAACUUAUUUUGCUGAUGCAUUCGAGCGGAAAAAUCAGAAAAUUGAACGAUUGCUGUCUGAACUCGAUCAACAGGAAGAUAUGUAUGUGAUGCUAUUCAAAUCGCACAUGGAAUCGAUUAACAAGCUCAUUGGUUUACACGGUGAGCGUUUGGCUUAUUGGACGGAUCAAUAUGAAAAAGAGAAGAAAAUUUUAUUGGAUCAAUACGAGCAAGAGAUUGAAAGUUACAAAGAUAGAAAAUUUCGAGCCCACAAAGAGUUGGAAUGUGUUCAUUAUGCGUUGCAAAGUGAAUACGACGAACAAAACGCGCAGGAUGAAAAAGAGCACCAAGAGAAAAUUGACGAUAUUAAAAGCAAAAUGAUUUUAAAACUGCAAGAAAUCACAAAAGAGAGCGAAAAUAAAAUGAAUAAAUUGUGGUCGGAUUUCCAACAAGUGCUGAAAAAUUAUUCGGAUCAAACGGAAGAAAAGUAUGCCGAAUACGUGGAAAUGCGUGAAAAGGACAACGCAGACACAAAAGAAAUUCAUCAACAUUAUUUGGAGAUCGCUAAAGCAACCAGGGAUAUUUCAUUGUUGAAGAGUAUUCUGGAGGCACAAUCAAAUGAGCAUCAAAUUCACGUCAAUCAAAUAAAUCAAUACCAAGAGCUACUCAAAGAGAAACAAAAACGAAUGAAAGCCACAAUGAAUUCCAGCGAAAAAAUGCAUAAGAAAUUAAUGAAGACGCUUGUUGUUAGCAGCACAGAUGUUAAUACGAAACUCGACAAGAUAUUGGCCAAAGGCAAACAAAUUUUGCAAUUAACCGAGAUUUGCAGUAAAUAUGAAACGGAAAGGGAAAAGAUGAAAAACUAGCCGAAAAUCAAGAAGAAGAAAUGUUGAAGGACUUCAAAGAGGUUUGAACCGUCUAUCCAAGAAAAUAUUUCAAUUCCUCAUGUGUAUCCUUUUUAGCUCAAUUUAAACGUCGUCUCAAAAAUGGAAAACUUCUGGAUUCGCUAUAAAAAUGUGGAAAUCGAUUGUGCUUGUCUGGAAGAGGAGCGUCAAGGUCUUCAGAAAGAAAAUGAGAUGCUGAAAGGAAAGCUGAAGCAAUACCUAGAGGAUGUAUCGGUGGUGAAUGGUCGCGUUGGUUCGUCAAAAGAGCGUUUGCGUCCUCAGAGUAUGAAAAUUGAGCGACUAACUUGUGCUGCAUCAGCUCCAAUUCCAAAAUCAAAGGAACAGCGUCGGCCAGUCACCGGCGUUGAAGGCAACUUGAGUGUUGCUGUUCGCAGCAAAAGUCUAGUACAAACGAAUGUUAAAACACCAAACAUUUUUUCAGUCGUAAAUUAA
This is a messenger RNA of Sitodiplosis mosellana (orange wheat blossom midge), 1575 nucleotides long. RefSeq names its product dynein regulatory complex subunit 2. The transcript is spliced from 6 exons. Gene Ontology annotation, cellular component: axoneme; axonemal dynein complex. NCBI's taxonomy places the organism in Eukaryota, Metazoa, Arthropoda, Insecta, Diptera, Cecidomyiidae. The record is from RefSeq and is a predicted model, not a curated record. Gene Ontology annotation, biological process: cilium-dependent cell motility; axonemal dynein complex assembly; regulation of cilium movement.